AUGCCGGGACGGGUCCUACCGACCUUCACGACCGCCGAGGUCGAGGCACAUAACAAUGCCAAAUCUUGCUACAUCACAAUCGGGCGCAAUGUUUACGACGUCACGGAUUUCGUGGAAGAUCAUCCCGGUGGAGGAGACUUGAUUCUGGACUACGCAGGAAAAGAUGUCGCAGAAAUCAUGAAAGACGAAAUCACUCACGAGCACAGCGAGGCCGCCUACGAAAUUUUGCAAGACUACCACAUUGGCUUCCUGGCGCCCAACGGCGCUGCUUCUGGCAAGGGAAGGGCCUCUGGCGUCGAUGUCAAUGAGACUGGAACUGAGCAGACUUUUCAAACCACCGGAAUGUCGCGGGAAGAAGAUCUUUCUGUUGACACAGACUAUUCUCAAGAUUUCAAAACCCACAAAUUCUUGGAUCUGAGCAAGCCUCUCUUUCCUCAGCUGUGGUACAGCAACUUCUCCAAGGAGUUCUACCUGGAGCAGAUCCAUCGACCCCGUCAUUACAAGGGUGGAGAAUCUGCCCCGCUAUUUGGAAACUUCCUGGAGCCUCUUAGCAAGACGGCGUGGUACGUCGUGCCCAUCCUUUGGUUGCCGCCCGUUCUGUAUGGAACUACAAUUGGAACAGCCGGUCUGUCAAAUUCUCUUGCCGCCGCCGCAUACUGGAUUGGUGGUGCCUGUCUUUGGUCUUUGAUCGAAUACCUCUUGCAUCGCUUCCUCUUCCACGUUGACAAAUGGCUUCCUGACAACCGAGUCGGUCUCACCCUGCAUUUCCUGCUCCACGGUAUCCACCAUUACUUGCCUAUGGACAAAUAUCGACUAGUCAUGCCGCCCACCAUGUUCGUUGUCCUGGCUGCUCCUUUCUGGAAAUUGGCGCAUACAAUUUUCUUCUACAACUGGUUCGCGGCCGUGCAGGUGUUCUGCGGGGGUGUAUUUGGAUACAUCUGCUAUGACUUGACCCAUUAUUUCCUUCAUCACCGCAGUCUUCCAUCCUACUACAAGGAACUGAAGAAGUACCAUCUACAGCAUCACUAUGCAGAUUUCGAGAAUGGAUUCGGUGUUACUAGCCGAUUUUGGGAUCGAGUCUUCGGUACUGAGCUGGAGGCCCCAGCCCCUAAGGGUUCUAAGGCACAGUAG
Molecule: messenger RNA, 1131 nt
Organism: Penicillium angulare
Lineage: Eukaryota; Fungi; Ascomycota; Eurotiomycetes; Eurotiales; Aspergillaceae
Product: fatty acid alpha-hydroxylase
Exons: 3
Coding region: 1-1131 (376 amino acids)
Biological process (GO): lipid biosynthetic process; fatty acid metabolic process
Cellular component (GO): endoplasmic reticulum; membrane
Molecular function (GO): iron ion binding; heme binding; fatty acid 2-hydroxylase activity
Source: RefSeq, a predicted model, not a curated record